Papaver somniferum (opium poppy) is the source of this 1727-nucleotide messenger RNA. RefSeq names its product TITAN-like protein. The coding region runs from base 39 to 1370 and encodes 443 amino acids. The transcript is spliced from 7 exons. The record is from RefSeq and is a predicted model, not a curated record. NCBI's taxonomy places the organism in Eukaryota, Viridiplantae, Streptophyta, Magnoliopsida, Ranunculales, Papaveraceae.
UUCUACCCUGAAUUAGUGUCUGUCAAAUCUUAAUAAUCAUGGAAGAAAAGAAGAAGAAACAGAAGCAAAACCAUAAUAUGGAAUUUGAGUACUGUAAAGUAUGCAAACUGAAUCAUAAUCUAGGUCGAAAACAUAAGUAUUUACCAAACCAUAUAAAAUCACUCUCUUCUUUUCUUUCUCGAUUUAAUAACAAACUUUCCGAUGUUCGAUUUUUCAUCAAAAACCCUACUGUUAUCCGUCUUGAACACGCUUCUCGUAAUCGAUUAUGGUGCGUCUUUUGUGAUUCCGAUAUUCAUGAACUCAAUAGCUUAUUCGCUUGUAGUAAUGCUAUUAAUCAUUUAGCAAGUCCGGAGCAUUUGAAGAAUUUGAAGGAUUUCAUGUGGAAGAAUGGUGGAGGAAUGGAUCGUGUUGGCUCGUUUAGGGUUUCUGAGUCUGAUCUUUCUAAGUGGGAAAAAAGAUGCCGUGUGCUGGAGAAUUCAGAUCCUUUAGCGAAUGGAGAAGCUUGUGGGCCUUCCUUGGGAGCUUCAAAAGAUAUCCACAAUCAACUUAUCUCUGACACUAAAAAUAACUUAGAAAUUUACUCUUUUAAUUCCAGUAAUUCAAAUAGUUUUGUACCUUUACAAAGUUCUGCGAAUGAGAGGCAACAGGAGUUUCCUAGAGAAGUCCAUGGAAUCGCAGCUGUUGGCUCAUUUCUAUGUGAUACUUUUUUGCCAGCUGCUGGGGAGCACAGUUAUUCAUAUGCACAUGGUAUGCAUGGCAUGGGAGAGACUAUAACGUGUCCACAAGAUUAUGCUGAUAAACAAAAUGGUUUUCUUGCAAGUAGUGGCGCAAGCUCAGUUGAUUGCUCUCCCAGCAAUAAAGCAGUUGGAAGACUGUGUAAUGGUGGGAGCAGUAAACAGGCAUCGCAGAGUUCCACUCAAAGUCUUCCGUUGCUUCCUCAAGUGUCUAAAGACAAUGUUCAUGCGGGAGCUCCUCCACCCUGGUUUGACACAGUGGAAGAAAUUCAGCUCCAUCAUAUUACUGCAGGAGUGAGUGAGAGUGGCCUUGCUCCUUCCUCGCGUAAGUCGGUGAAAUCUCAGAAAUUAAACCCAAAAAGGGUGGGUGCUGCUUGGGCAGAGAGGAGAAAGCUUGAGCUGGAGAUGGAGAAGAGAGGAGAAAUAGUCAAUAACUUUGAUGCUGACUGGCUUCCAAAUUUUGGUAGAGUUUGGCAAUCAGGAAGCCGAAAUGAAUCACGGAAAGAGUUUCAGAUGGAGAAACAAAAAUUGCCUGAGGUUGACAGCGGACCUGAUGUACCAAUCGUGAUACAACCCUACGUUAGCAAACGAAUGCGGAAGGAUAUUGCAGAAAAUAAAGAUGCAGUUGAGACUUAAUUGUCAUUAUGGGUAGUUAUGGCCAUUCCUGGAUCUGCAUGCCUAUAAAUAUUGUGCAUUUUUGGAAUGUACCUUAGUCAUUUUCUGGUAAAAAGUUACACGUGACAGUCUCAUUUCGGGGUAUGUACCAUAUUAUGUUGGCCCACAGAGAAGAAUGAUGGUCCUCAUUAGGAUAUUGUGAAACCUAAAACUGUUCGGUCUCCAUGUAAACAGCAAGGCCCGGAGAUUCUAUCUUAUAUAGUUGAGACUGUGAUAUGAAAUCAAGUUCAUUAAUCAUAACUGAGUAGUUGUACAUACUAAUGUGUUUGGUGUGAAUGGACUUGGGUUUUUGGAAUGUCUAUUAUCAUUCUUUAGUUC